GACAGCCACUACAUCUCGCUAUGUUGCUUAGCCCUUAAUCUGCCGAAAAUUCGUAAAGAACUUCGGUCUCUUCAAUGGCUUCAAUUCUACGCCAGAUCGUAGCUGGACCUCGCGCCAGGCACCCCGAAGCUGGCCUGGACUUGUGCUAUGUCACAGAUAACAUCAUCGCGACGUCAGGCCCCAGCGGUACUUACCCACAACGCGCUUACCGCAAUCCACUCGAUUCCCUCGUAAAGUUCCUCGAUUCAAAACAUGGCGAGGACUGGGCAAUAUGGGAGUUUCGUGCCGAAGGGACGGGCUAUCCAGAUUCAGAAGUCUACAAUCGCGUAUACCACUACCCCUUUCCUGACCACCACCCGCCACCCUUCGCUCUCAUACCGAACAUCAUGGCGAGCAUGCGCAAUUGGCUACAUGAGAAAGAGGGACGAGUCGUCGUGGUACACUGCAAAGCUGGGAAAGGACGAUCAGGAACAGCGAGCUGCAGUUACCUCAUCAGCGAGGAGGGCUGGACUAUGCACAAGGCGCUACAACGCUUCACCGAGCGGCGCAUGCGACCAGGCAUGGGAAAGGGAGUCAGCAUUCCUAGCCAACUACGAUGGCUAGGAUACGUCGACCGCUGGGCGCAGCAUGGCAAGAUAUACGUGGAGAGGCAGGUCGAAAUACUAGAAGUGCACUGCUGGGGCCUGCGAGACGGUGUCAAGAUUCAAGUGGAGGGCUUCGUCGAGGAUGGCAAGCUGAUCAAGAACUUUCACACUUUCACAAGAGAGGAGAGGGAGGUCGUAAGAGGCGAGGUCAAGAAGACUGGCAUGGCACAAGCAGUAUCCGAGGUCAUGUAUAAGAACGGACUGGGUGGCUCGGCCAGCAACUCCAGUAAAAAGGAUACGAAAGAUUCGCCACAGGAAGGUGGGACCGAGGACGUAAGGGACGCCAGCAAGCCCUCGAUGGACAAGCAGGCGAGCCCCAACGGCGCUGUGUCGAGACGCAGUUCGGGCGAGAGCCUCCCUACAGGUACUGGCGACGUUGUCUUUCGACCCUCAAAGCGUGUCGUUCUACCUACAAAUGACAUCAAUAUUGACGUUGAGCGCCGCAACCAUGCCGCCUUUGACCUCACUAUGGUUACAGCCGUUGCCCACGUAUGGUUCAACGCCUUCUUCGAAGGCCACGGUCCCGAGCAGGGCGGGAUUGGUGACGACUCUGGCGUCUUUGAGAUUGAGUGGUUAGCCAUGGACGGUAUCAAAGGCUCAUCGCGGAAAGGCACCCAGGCCUUCGAGCGAAUCGCAAUAGUGUGGCGCACACUCGGCAUCGACGAAGGAUCGACUGGAAAGAUCAUCACCGAGCCAAAAGAAGGUGAGGAAGUGCGGCAAACAGGUCCAGUGGACUGGAAGGGUACCAAAGGCGUGGAGCCAAGCGAAGACAAGGACCUGGGUCUCCGCAAAGCAAGCCCGCCCAAUUCGACCACAAACGUCAGCAAAGCCAACAGCAUUCGCGACGAAAAUGAGCAGAACAAGCCUUUUGUUACAGUACCAGGGCGACGAGAUAGCGGCGAUAGUGAUACAAGACAUGUUCGACCGCAUGGCCCGAAUGGCGAAACAACCAUCCAAGAUCCGAUUGUAGACACCAGCGGAAGCGGAAGCGGAUCGGGGAAUUUUGCAUUGCCAAGCCAGGUUGACGGCACGAAUGCAGACUUGCGAUCACAAGAGCAGGCCAUCGAGUCUCACAAGAGCGGGGGUCAUUUUGGGGGGACAGUACAAGACCUGAAAUAUCAUGUUUCGGGCGCCGCUUCGACAAGUGACUUGCCCGAUGGACGACCAGAAAAUGAAAUGAAGGAUGCGAAAGACCAUGGUCUCGGGCAUCUGACCUUGGGUAAGAAGAAGACAAGCUCGUAGUGAGCCGAGCCACUCGUAGACAACUAUGCAACUACGCGAGGACCCCACGUAGGUAGCAUGGCAAUGUGCAAUACGGGUCGAGGACGCAAUGCGAAGGUUCCGGAUUAGAGUAUCACAUGGUUGCACGACGCAUUGGCUUUUGAGCAUGGAAUUACAGGCUUUGGAUCUUGUCACUGGUUGCUCUUCUUGCUUUUGUUUGUACAUAGAUAUACCACUUUGUUCUUGUUGAGAUUUCCAG
Messenger RNA from Dothidotthia symphoricarpi CBS 119687, 2124 nucleotides. RefSeq lists its product as uncharacterized. Lineage: Eukaryota; Fungi; Ascomycota; Dothideomycetes; Pleosporales; Dothidotthiaceae. The transcript has 3 exons. Gene Ontology annotation, cellular component: cell projection; plasma membrane; cytosol. Bases 75 to 1886 code for a protein of 603 amino acids. The record is from RefSeq and is a predicted model, not a curated record. Gene Ontology annotation, molecular function: phosphatidylinositol-3,4,5-trisphosphate 3-phosphatase activity; protein tyrosine phosphatase activity; protein tyrosine/serine/threonine phosphatase activity. Gene Ontology annotation, biological process: regulation of phosphatidylinositol 3-kinase/protein kinase B signal transduction; cell motility; protein dephosphorylation.